AUGUCUGGGCUUGAGAUUCCAGCUUUUAUCAUCGGCCUUGGCGGCCUGAUCUCUGUUUUUGAAAAGGGUUUUGAAGUGUGGCGCGUUAUCCGAAGAGCCGAUGAUUUUGGGGAUGAUGUCGCGGACUGGAUGUGCAAGUUGGAGAUGGAGUUCUUUCGGUUCCAGACUUGGUGGACUGCUUUGGAACACCUUGCACUUACGAAAAAGUCGUCGCAUUCUGUUCUAAAUGUGCCACUUCAAUCAUCGCCUUUACAGGUGACGCUGGACAAGCAGUUCGGCAAACCGAUUAUCGACGCUGCGACGAGCGUUCUGAAGCUGCUUGAGAAGAUUGAGGGAAUACUACAGCGAAACGGUGUCUUGUUAGUUAUGCAGGCUGAACCUGUUAUAGCAGAUCCAGCUGUAGACCUUGGCGAGGCCACCGCAAAAUCGAGACAGCGACUGAAGCGAUUUGCGAAUGAGCUUUUGAAGCAUACACCAUGGACAACUCGGAUCAAGCACAGCACAAGUCCAUGGAAAGAAGACUCUGACAAAACCGCACUCGACGAUUCUCUCGAGUCCAUAAUCUACUGGAACAACACUCUGUACAGCAUACUGCCCCAGAAUAUUCGGGACAGUAUCCUCGAGCUUGGAAUUGCUGGCUACGCUUUGGACUCGUCAGAAAACAUCAAAGACAUCGUCAACUUGUCCAGUGAUCGCAAUGGAACAUUGAGCCAAAGCGCCAAGUCAAUGUCGAUACGACAGCGCUUCAAAGAUGGCGUGGUCUUGAGUGCUGACAUGGAUGCUAUACUCCAGCAAAUGGAGCUCAAAGAAACUGCAUUCGAGGGUCUUGUCGCAGCGGAUGUCUUCAAGGGAUGUCAAUACUCGAUCUCUCAGUACACCUCUCACGACGGUCAAACUUGUCGUGUCUUCAUCGAAUGGAUACCGAUUCCAAAAGACUUCGACGCUUAUAAGCUGGCUCACUCUCGGAUGGCACGGAUCUCAUAUAGCUUACAGCAGAUUGGAACAUUUUCAGGAAUACAGCCUCUGCCAGCUCUUGGAUUCGUUGAGUUAGGGGGCGCAAGAUCGUUUGGUCUUGUGUCGACCUUGCCUCGCAGCUUUACAUCAUCUACAAAGGUUCAUACACUUUACGAUAUGUUGUCGGGGGGUCAAAAGUCGGUGGCGGGUAGCAAACUAGCUUCGCGAGUGCAGCAUGCGCUCCCAACUCUGAACCAGCGGCUUCAGCUUGCCUCGAAACUGGUGAUGGGGUUCUACACUUUUCUCCUGACUCGGUGGCAUCACGAGCGGUUCAAUUCUCUGCACAUCGCAUUCCUGAUAAAUGAGGCGGACACAAAGUCAAAGGCACUUGACCUCAGUCAACCUAUUAUUGGAGGGUUCGCAAUCUCUCGACCAGAUUCACCCACUGAGCUUUCCAUUUCAGCGUCAGUUGAAGACACCGAAGCUGUUUACCUACAUCCCGAUAUACGUAAGCGUCUCAAAUCAAGAGUCAAGCAGACUGGCAACGAACAGCGUUUCCAGCGCGUCCAUGACAUUUACGCUGUUGGACUAUUACUAGCUGAGAUUGGCUAUUGGCGACCCAUCGCAAAAGUCGCUGAGUCUGGAGCAAAAGGCUCAAAAGCAGACUCCAUGUCGCCCGAGCAGUUUAAAGAAGCCGUUAUCAAGAAGUGUAAAUCAGAUCUAGCCUUCUUCGCUGGCGAGACUUACAGGGAUAUCACGCUGCGGUGCUUACUCGCUGGCGAGUCCGGCGGGGUUCAGGCAGAAAAUGAUGCGGCUGGUUUAAACAAUCUGUAUUGGGAUGUUGGAAUCAAUCUGAUGACUAGUUAG
This is a messenger RNA of Fusarium mangiferae, 1821 nucleotides long. RefSeq lists its product as uncharacterized. NCBI's taxonomy places the organism in Eukaryota, Fungi, Ascomycota, Sordariomycetes, Hypocreales, Nectriaceae. The coding region runs from base 1 to 1821 and encodes 606 amino acids. The record is from RefSeq and is a predicted model, not a curated record. The transcript has a single exon.